AGGAAGUCAUAGUGGUUUCUGUAGUGUGUCCCAUCAUCCUUCUAGUCUUGAAUUAGCGAAAGAGCAACAGGUUUUCAAAUUAAGAAGAAGAUGCUCGUGUAGCGGCUAGCGUGUGAACUACCUUGCAAUCCUGGACUGGCUAGCUCUGUGGGGGAGCAAGGUGGAGUGUUGCUAAGAAGCCAUCUUAUCCUCAAAAUGGAACUAGGAGGGCUCCAAACUUCGAGAACUGUUCCUAGAGAAUAAUUUCACUAUCUUCAGACCUUUGUUUAACAUUUAUCGCAAAUACAUCUUUCUCUAAACGUACAAUUAGUCUCAUACUCAUAACCGAUAGUAAUACAACUUCACAUUUCUAACCUUGAGUUUCCUUAUAUGGUUGCCAAUAAUCCAAAAUUCACAAGAAACACACUAUAGAUAGCUAAUUUAAAACUCCAAUAAUGCUGCAUAUUAUUAUUACUUUGACGUCGUCUAGUUCAAAAGAAAAGCAUAAGUGGGCCUUCUACAUGGUGACAACUACGGAAAACAUAGGAUGAUGGCAAGUAUUGGCAACCAUGUAACCACAGCCAUUGACUUUUCCGGCUCUCUCAAUCAUUUGUUUAGCGACCAACCCGUCCAUUAUCCAUCAAAUGAGAAUUAAUCAGAGUUUUAUAAUUUGUAUUUCACAGCUUAGUGGAUCAUACAAAAUUAUAUUAAGAAAGAACAACCAAUGUGUUUUGGAUGUAUGAAGCCAAUGAGAUUAAACAUAUAAAACAAGGUCCAAUCGGUUGAAAAUUAUUCUCUUUUGGAUGGUUUUUUUUUGCAAAGAUAUUAUGCAUUUUUUAACAUGCAGAAAAAACCAUAUCUUUCUAAAAAAUUAUAUGAAACUUAAGAGCAAAGCAUCGCAUAACUCGCAGUUUACUAUUAUUUCCUGGGACAAAGAAGUUUAUCAUUUCAACGUAAGUUAAUUAAUAUAUAUGACAUGUAAUUUAAUAAAGAUGUUUCAGUUUGUUAAUGAACUUUUUUCUAAUGGUGUUUUGAAAUAUCUAAGAUGCAGAAACUGCAUCAAAAACCUUUGAAUUUUUCGUUGCAUUCAAACGUAGCAUAUGGGCAAAACACAUGUAUUAUUUUGACCAAACGAUCAGCAUCUAAUUCAUUUACAGAUGUUACAUCCGAAUGCAAAAAGCGAAUAGCAUCAAGUUGAGUGAUCUCAUUUGUCUUGUCAUAGUUAGAAUCCAAGGUACCAAAUAUCGAUUUUGAAAAUAAUCAAUUGGACCAAUUACGAAAACAAAAAUAAUUUAUUAAACCGGACCAAAAUAAUUCUCAAACAACAACCAUCCUAACCACCAUGUAUAUGUUAAUCCAACAACUUAUUGAAUGAUUGACUUCAUGCGAGAAUAUUAAAACCUACAAAUAAAAUACAAUAAAGGAACGAAGAAAGUGUUGAGAAUGUUAUGCAAACAUGGCCAGCUCAAUGUUUAUAUUGUAAGAAGUUGUCUCUUCUCAAACCUGUUUUUGUAUUUUCUGCUUUAUUAUUAAGGAUGAAACAAAUAUCCAUCUUCGGUUAGAGAAAAAAAAUCCGAAUUGUGUUGAGAAAUGAAAGGAAGGGCCUACGUAAUGAUCUUCUUCUUCUGGGCUCUUCUCACUAUCAUCACCCCAAUGCUAGUUAGCUGGUCUCAGGCUCUUAAAGAACAUAAUAAAAAGGACUCCGGUCCAAGGAGAAUGAUGGGAUAUUCAGCAGAAAUGUUUUUGACAAGAGAGAUUGUUGAACGCUUAGAAGAAGAAGUAGAGUUGAUGAUGAAGCCGUCAAUGGCGCCUGCCCCUGAAGAUAGCUCUGUUUUACCAUCCAAGAAUCAAACUUCGAAGAGGAUAAACCAACAAGAAGGAUCAGUCACUAAACAUAAACAUCCCAUGAGUUUGCGAUAAAUUUCUUUGAAUAUUUUAUUUUUAUUUGUCUAUUUCCGCGACUAUAUUUAACUUGUUCAUAAGCACUCGGUUUGUUUUUGGAUAUACCAAAGUUAUUUAAUGCUGGUGAGGGGUGAGAGCAGUUCUUGUACAUAUUUGGCAUUCGCUUGGAAGAACUUUCUGUUUCUACGUUCUUGGUAGAAAGAUAUAGAAAUUAUUAUUGUGUUAUUAAUUUAGUAACGAGUUGGUGAACAAAGAAAGAAAAGAACAGGUGCUACAUGAAUUUUACCAAACGUCAUGGAUGACUUUUUAGUAUGCAUUUUUUAAUUCAGUUAUACAUUUUAUUCAUUAAGGAUAUAAACGAUAAAUAUCGCUCUAACUUUUAACGUGAAAGAUCGAUUCUAAAAAUUUACUUCGCAAAUAAUAGUAUAGAUGCUCAUUUUAAAAUCAAACUAUUUUUAUUUUUAAUCGAAAAUAUUAAUAAGUUUAUAACAAAUUACAAAAUUUUCAAAAUCCAAAAACAAAUCUGAAAAGUUUCUAAUCUUUUUAAAAAUAUAGACAUAAGAAAUUUAAAUCGUGAAUAACCCUUACACCUUUUAAUUUUAGUUUUAUUUUUAAUAUCAACUGUUUAUGACUUACAAAUUUUUCAUCGAAUGUUUACACAUUAAGAAAAACCUAUAAAAAAUUUCAUCAAAUGUGUGCCACACAUAACACAUUAAUAAUAUCAACUGUUUAUGACUAACAAAUCCGGCCUUAAAUUGGUAAAACCUUUGACCAAAAAACGGUAAAAUCUCCAAAAAAGGAGUCCACAUGGCAAUAUCCUUCUUACACGUUGAUAAACGAGUGAUAGCAUCAGAAGCUUUAGCAACUCUGUACUCAUUUCUCUCUCUUCUUCUUCUUCAAAUCAAUGGACGAGACCAAAUCGAAGAUUGAAGAAAAAUGUAGACGUCGCACUAAAGCCACACCCAUUUGCCGCGAAACUGGGGAUCACGUCCAUUCCCCUCCCACGCGCAUAACCAAAUCCACGCGCCCUACUCACGCGCCACCGCCAAACCUCGAAUCGAUCUUCCGGCUCACUCCCGAGCCACGCUACGGUGAAUGCAGGAAGAAUCAGGCAGCCAGCGCCGGCACCACCGCCUACGACGGCUGCGGCGAGUUCGUCAGCGCCAAUCCCGGAGAAGAUUCUUUCGACUGCGCCGCAUGCGGCUGCCACCGCAGCUUCCACCGGAAGGAAUCUCUCUCCGACGGUAUCCUCGAAGUUCUCAAGAUUUCGCCGUCGCAGUUUCGCCAGAUCUUCUGCUCUCCUUACGGCGAGGCCGAAGAGAAGAAGAGGAUCGCGAUGGAUAAAUCCCCCGAGGAGGAGGAGGCGGCGAGAGCGAAGAGGUUGAAGACGAAGUUCACGGCGGAGCAGACGGAGAAGAUGAGGAGCUACGCGGAGAAGGUGGGGUGGAAGCUGAGCUCCGAGGGUAGGGAGAGAGUCAGAGAGUUUUGCGACGGGAUCGGAGUGACGAGGAAGAAUCUGAGAGUUUGGAUGAACAAUCACAAGGAAGCUAACGGCCGAGUGGAUGAGGAGGAGGAGGGGAGAGUGAAGAGGUUCAAGACGAAGUUCACGGCGGAGCAGACGGAGAGAAUGAGGAGUUACGCGGAGAAGCUGAGGUGGAAAGUGGGCCCUGAGGAUAGGGAGGAGACUGAAGUGUUUUGCAAUGAGAUUGGAGUUAAUCGGAAUAAUUUUAUGAUCUGGAUGAAUAAUCACAAGGAGGGAAGAGACUGAUGAUGACAAUUAAAAUUUGUAUUUCGUUUCAAUGAAGUUUUUAGUGUAAUGUAUGAAAAAUAAAAUAACAUAAAAAGAAGCAUGUAUAAAUAAAUAAAUAAACAGCUUUCGUCA
Molecule: messenger RNA, 3763 nt
Organism: Brassica rapa (field mustard)
Lineage: Eukaryota; Viridiplantae; Streptophyta; Magnoliopsida; Brassicales; Brassicaceae
Source: RefSeq, a predicted model, not a curated record